GGGAGGGAGGGGGAGAUGGAGUUCGAGGAGCAGGAGGAGGAGGAGGGGGAGGAGAUGGGGAUGGGGAUGGAGAUGGAAACUCCUUCGGCUGCUGCGGCGAAUUCCGGCAGACCCGGCGGCGGAGGAGGAGUUGCUGGAGUUGUCGGGGGGUGGUCGGGACAGCAGCAGCAGCGGCAGCAGCAGCGGCAGCAGCAGCGGCAGCAGCGGAAGGCGGCCGGGGGAGUGGGGAUGGGGAGGUAUAGGGAGUGCCUGAAGAACCACGCGGUGGGCAUCGGGGGCCACGCCGUGGACGGCUGCGGCGAGUUCAUGCCUGCCGGCGAGGACGGCACCCUCGACGGCCUCCGCUGCGCCGCCUGCGGCUGCCACCGCAACUUCCACCGCAAAGACCCNGCGGCGCAUCCGGGGCAGCUGGCGCUGCCGUCGAGCUCGGGGGGCCACAGCAGGAGCAGGGAGGAGGGCGAGGACGGCGGCGGCGGCGGGGGCGGGUCGACGUCGGGGGGCAGGAAGCGGUUCCGGACCAAGUUCACGCAGGAGCAGAAGGACAAGAUGCUGGCGUUCGCGGAGCGCGUGGGCUGGCGGAUCCAGAAGCACGACGAGGCCGCCGUGCAGCAGUUCUGCGACGAGGCCUGCAUCCACCGCCACGUCCUCAAAGUCUGGAUGCACAACAACAAGAACACCCUCGGCAAGAAACCCUAAAUACGUACCCGCUAUCUACUACUACUACCGUGUACGCCUCCCUCCCUCACUCCUUACCUGAUCUCUCCUUCCUAUAUAUCUAGAUUUAGAUUUAGAUUAGAUUAGAUUAGAUUAGAUUAGAUUAGAUUAGAUCGUGUAUUCUCACCCCCGCUAGCUCUCGAUCGAUCGUGUAUUCUUAGACGCUAUGCUAUGCUAUGCUAUGCUAUGCUAUGUUGCAA
Molecule: messenger RNA, 914 nt
Organism: Ananas comosus (pineapple)
Lineage: Eukaryota; Viridiplantae; Streptophyta; Magnoliopsida; Poales; Bromeliaceae
Product: zinc-finger homeodomain protein 2
Exons: 1
Coding region: 16-696 (226 amino acids)
Biological process (GO): regulation of developmental process; regulation of DNA-templated transcription
Cellular component (GO): nucleus
Molecular function (GO): transcription cis-regulatory region binding; DNA-binding transcription factor activity
Source: RefSeq, a predicted model, not a curated record